Stylophora pistillata is the source of this 4331-nucleotide messenger RNA. RefSeq names its product DNA damage-binding protein 1. The record is from RefSeq and is a predicted model, not a curated record. Gene Ontology annotation, molecular function: nucleic acid binding; protein binding. Lineage: Eukaryota; Metazoa; Cnidaria; Anthozoa; Scleractinia; Pocilloporidae. Gene Ontology annotation, cellular component: nucleus.
AAUGUUCACCGAGGCUGAGGAAAAUAAUCGUUUGAGUAUAAUUACUCAGGUACUUCCGAAGACUUCGAAUUCUGUUGUAAUAACUCUGUAAAUGAAGGGUGUAUGUCCCCAUACAUGACGUACUACGAUACAUGACUUUCUCCCCGCUGACAAAAUGACUCUGGGCUCGUUACUCGCGGUAUAUUUUCGCGGUUUCAGGAGAAGGAUAGUCUUUCGGGAUAUUUUCCUUCUGACUUGAGCUAUACCGCUGUUCCUGCUGCUCUGUGGAAGUAAAAAUCCCUUUAACAUGGCUCACAACUAUGUAGUGACGGCUCACAAGCCAACAGCUGUCAACGCUGCUGUAGUUGGUAAUUUUACAGCCCCAGAUGACCUUAAUUUGAUCAUUGCAAAAAACACUCGUCUAGAGAUCCAUGUUGUGACACCAGAAGGCUUGAGACCGCAUCUUGACAUUGGAAUAUAUGGACGAAUUUCUGUCAUGGAACUUUUCAGACCUGUGAAUGAACCUCAGGAUUUGUUAUUUAUUCUAACAGCAAGGUACAGGGUGUUUAUACUAAGUUACAAGUCUGAGUCUGGAGAUGUUGUUACCAGGGCUUGUGGCGAUGUUCAGGAUCGAAUUGGCAGACCUUCAGACACUGGUUUGAUUGGCAUCAUAGACCCACAAUGCCGAAUGAUUGGUCUUCGACUUUACGAUGGACUAUUUAAGGUGAUACCUCUGGAACUGGAUUCAAACAAAGAACUAAAAGCAUUCAACAUCAGGCUUGAAGAGUUGCAUGUGAUUGACAUUGCAUUUCUGCAUGGCUGUCAGGUUCCCACAAUUGUUUUCAUUUACCAGGAUCCUCAUGGACGCCAUGUAAAAACUUAUGAGAUUGUACUGCGAGAUAAAGAGUUCAGCAAGGGCCCUUGGAAGCAAGACAAUGUGGAAGUAGAAGCUUCAAGAGUUAUUGCAGUUCCAGAACCUCUUGGAGGGGCACUAAUCAUUGGACAGGAAUCUAUAACAUACCAUAAAGGGGCUAAUUAUCACGCAAUUGCUCCUCCAGCUCUGAAGCAAAGCACUAUAACUUGCUAUGGGAAGAUUGAUGCUAAUGGCUCAAGGUAUCUCAUGGGUGACAUGAAUGGCCGACUUUUCAUGUUACUGCUGGAGAGGCAGGAACUGAUGGAUGGUAACAUUGAGGUGAAAGAUCUGAAACUGGAGCUUCUUGGAGAGACUACUAUUGCACUCUGUCUCACAUACUUGGACAAUGGAGUGGUAUUUAUUGGUUCAGCACUGGGAGACUCACAACUUGUCAAGCUCAACACAGAAACAAAUGAGAAUGGCUCGCAUGUUCAUGUGAUGGAGACAUUCACAAACCUUGGUCCUAUUGUGGAUAUGGUGGUAGUUGACUUGGAAAGACAAGGGCAGGGACAGCUGGUGACAUGUUCUGGAACACUGAAGGAAGGUUCAUUAAGAAUAAUAAGGAAUGGGAUUGGUAUUCAUGAACAUGCCACCAUAUCAGACCUGGUUGGCAUUAUGGGUAUCUGGCCCUUAAGAUUACAAAAGACAGCCAAGAACUUUGAUGAUGCACUGCUCCUAUCUUUUGUUGGCCAGAGCAGAAUUUUAGCCCUUGCCGGUGAAGAAGUUGAAGAGACGGAGAUUCCAGGUUUUGAUGAUAAUCAACAGACAUACUUUUGUGGAAAUGUUUCUGGAGAUCAAAUCAUCCAGGUUACAACAUUGUCAGUGCGUCUUGUGAAUUGUGAAACAAGAGAACUUGUUUGAUGAUUCUGACACAAGAGCCCAGUUAGUAGCUGUGGGAUUGUGGACGGACAUUUCAGUGAGAGUUUUAAAACUGCCCAGCUGCGAACAACUGUUUGUUGAAAUGCUGGGAGGAGAAAUAAUUCCUCGCUCUAUACUAAAGACAUCUUUUGAGGGUAUUCAUUAUCUUCUGUGCGCUCUGGGAGAUGGAACCUUGUUUUACUUCACUAUGGAUCCAAACACUGGAUCUUUGUCUGAAAGGAAGAAAGUAACCCUCGGUACACAGCCUACGAUGCUUAGAACGUUCAAGUCACUGUCAACCACAAAUGUGUUCGCUUGCUCUGAUCGACCGACAGUGAUCUAUUCCAGCAAUCACAAACUUGUGUUCUCCAACGUUAAUCUGAAGGAAGUGAAUUAUAUGUGUCCACUGAACUCCGAGGGAUUCCCAGACAGUCUAGCUGUGGCCAGCGAAGGAGCGUUAACAAUAGGAACUAUUGACGAAAUUCAGAAGCUUCACAUUCGGACAGUUCCAUUGGGGGAAACGCCAAGGCGUAUAGCUUAUCAAGAGUCUACCCAAACAUUUGGUGUUAUCUCCAUGCGAAUAGAGGUCCUGGAUCCGACGUCAAACACAACGCGACCCCUCCACCCCAGCGCAAGCACAAUGGCUCAGAAUAUAACGACCAGUGUAUCAUCAGGCAUGCCGGGCACUUCCGCCGGAAGUUCAGCCGGUGGUAGGGGUGUGGCAGACGGCAUAACAUUCGGUGACGAGGUGGAUAGAAGCAGUUUGUUGAUCAUCGACCAACACACGUUUGAAGUGACUCAUGCUCACGAUCUUCAAGAUCACGAGUGCGCUACAAGCCUGAUCUCUUGCACAUUAUCUGGCGACCCAAACAGCUCCUACACGAGUGGAAUGUCUAACACGUAUUACUGUGUUGGAACUGCGUAUGUCCACCCUGAAGAACCUGAACCAAAGACGGGACGGUUGAUCUUAUUCCAGCUGUUGGAAGGAAAACUUGUCCAAGUCGCUGAAAAAGAGGUCAAAGGUGCCGUGUACUCACUGGUAGAGUUCAACGGGAAAGUGUUGGCCGGUAUCAACAGCACGGUCAGUAUAUUUGAGUGGACGGCUGACAAAGAAUUACGCGUAGAGUGCAGCUUUUUGAACAACAUCUUGGCUUUAUAUCUCAAGUAUAAAGGGGAUUUUAUUUUGGUGGGUGAUUUAAUGAGGUCUAUGACACUGCUGACUUACAAAGCAAUGGAAGGAAGCCUAGAACAGAUUGCGCACGACUACAGUCCAAACUGGAUGACAGCUGUAGAGAUCCUGGACGAUGAUACCUUCCUUGGGGCUGAAAAUUCUUUUAACCUGUUCACCUGCCAAAAAGACAGCGGCUCCGCAGCUGAUGAUGACAGAUCGUAUCUCCAGGAAGCUGGGCAGUUUCAUCUUGGCGAGUUUGUUAACGUCUUUAGACACGGUUCUCUUGUCAUGGAACAUCCCGGUGAAGCGUCGACCCCUUUCCAAGGCUGUGUCCUUUUUGGAACCGUGAAUGGAACAAUUGGAAUCGUCGCCCAGUUACCUCAAGAACUGAGCGCUUUUUUGACGCAAGUUCAGGGGAAACUUAGCAAAGUUAUCAAGAGCGUCGGAAAGAUUGACCACAGCUUCUGGCGCUGCUUUUCCAACGAACGGAGAGUUGAGCCUGCCACUGGCUUUGUGGACGGAGAUUUGAUCGAAAGUUUCUUGGACCUUCCGCGGUCCAGUAUGGAGGAGGUUGUCUCGGGACUGCAAAUUGAUGAUGGUAGUGGUAUGAAGAAAGAGUGUGCUGUGGAGGAUCUCGUGAAAGUUGUCGAAGAGCUAACACGGAUCCAUUAGAAGACUGUCUUGCCCCCUUCCUCUAGAAGAUAUUUAAUAACUGGAUUACACGUAUGUACAUGUCAAAGUUCUACCAUGGAAACCAUUGUAUAUACUUCAUUAUAUUAUCGUGCGAGGGUUGAUGUCAGCUUGUCCAGUCAGCAACUAAGGGAAACGUGCAAUAAGAUAAUCACGAGAUUCGGAAGGGAUUUUUCGUAGUCUUCUAGGGAACCAAUGGCUUUGAUCGUUUUAAGUCUUAAAGGCAAAUCAUUCUUAUAUUACUGAAUAGCAACUUGAGAUAAAGUGAUGCUCUAUCAGCAUGUGUUGUCUUUAUUGUAUGUUGUAUCAUAAAGAAGGAAUAAGAAAUUGGCAGAAACUCAGUUUGAUUGUCAUUACUUAUACCGCAAACAGGCGAAGAUUUCUCUUUUGUUCUGUUUGAACUUUCGAUCUCUUGGUGUUCAAGUGAAUGUUUUAAAGCUAGGAAUACCCUCCUAAUGAGCCCGCGAUUGGACCAGAUACAUUGCGAAGCGACACAGAGUCGCUAUAGUUACCAUGUUGAUAUUACUUUUAGCUUCCAGUAUCAAGUGAAAAAAAACUGAGUGGUUUUUAAAACUGCUUCUACAAGAAGUACUUGCCUGAAUUUAUUUUUUUUAAGAACGAAACUUUUUUUUUUUCCCUUAUAAGGAUUUAUUGAAGUUGUCACAAAUAAUUUAUAAUGUAUGUAAAUUUGCUCGUUUAAUAAAACUCUUUAAAUGUGAA